AUGGCUGGCGCCGGGUCCCAACACAACAAGGCCCACAAAGCUGGCCGUAGGGCUGGUAGGAGCGCCCGUGAAAAGCAUAAAGACAGCAAAGAUGCCGGUGGUCGCGCCCCCAUCAAAUCCGGCGCGGGGGUGCAGCAGCGCCGGGCCGACCGCCUGAAUUCGGCCAAGCAGGUACGGGAAUCGAAGCGCGCAGCGCUGCUGGCCAGCCGCCGGGCGGCCGCCCCGCCGCGCGUGGUGGCCCUGUUCCCGCUCUCUGAUUCCCUGGACGUGACCGCGGCCUGGGCCUCGCUGCUGGCGGCGUGCGGCGCACCCGAGGCGACCGGCUCCCACUCACCGCCCCGCCCGGUCACGGUCACCACGAGCGAUGCGCGGCGCUCGCGCCUGACCCUGCUCCCGCCCCCGCCCGUCCCCGGCGACGCGCUGGGGGCGCUGGACUUAGCCCGCGCCGCGGACUGCGUGCUGCUCCUGGCGGACGGCGAUGGCGGGCUGGGCGAGGAUGUCGAGCGCGUGCUGGCCACGCUGCGCGCUCUGGGCCUGCCCGGCGCCAUCGGCGCGGUGGUCAGCGGCGCGCCGCCCGCCGACCUCAAGGCGCGCUCCGCGGCCAAGAAGCGCGCGGCGGCGCUGCUCGCGCGCGUCGCCGCGCCCGAGGUCCGGGUCAUGGCGGCCGAUGGGCCCGCCGACUGGGCGGCGCUGGUGCGCCACCUGGCGGACGCCGCGCCCGCCGUGCCCGGCUGGAGGCAGCACCGCCCGCAGCUGCUGGUGGAGGGCGCCGAGCUGGCGGGCGAGGGGGGUGGCUCGGACGGCACCGUGACCCUCCUGCUCAGGGGGUAUGUCCGCAACCUGGGCCUGUCGGUUCGCCAGGCCGUGCACGUCCCCGGCGCAGGCGACUUUGCGCUGAGUCAGAUCGACGCGCUGCCGGAGCCGGGGCGGGGGCGGGACGGAAUGGACGCCGACCCUGCGGUCCUGGCCACCGCGGGGCCUGAGGAGAGGGCGAAUCUGGACCGGGAGAAUGUGCCCGAUCCUCUGGCCGGCGAGCAGACCUGGCCGACCGAGGAGGAGCUGGUGGAGGCGGAGGCGGAGCGUCGCGCCGCCGCCAAGCUGAAGAAGCGGCGGCUGCCGGCCGGCACCUCAGAGUACCAGGCCGCCUGGAUCCUGGACGAAGACGAAGGGAGCGAGACGGGGAGCGAGGCAGGGGCGGGCUCGGACGAGGCCAUGGAGGAAGGCGCGCCGGCAGGCGUACCGCUGGCGGAAGACGAUGUCGACUCCCUGCUGAACGGGGGGGCGGAGGGCACGGAGGCCGACAUGGACUACGCCGAGGACGAGGAGGAGGAGGAGGAUGACCUGGCGGCCCGGCGGCACAUGGUCCAGGACGAUCAGGAGUACCCGGACGAGGUGGAGACCCCCUCCGGCGUUCUGGCUCGUGAGCGCUUUGGCAAGUACCGUGGGCUGAAGAGCAUGAGGACCAGUCCGUGGGACCCGCGCGAGUCACUGCCGCUGGAGUACGCGCGCGUCUUUGCCUUUGACAACUUUGUCCGAACGCAAAAAAGGGCGCUGGCCGCGGCGAGCUCCGGGCAGGAGGCGGCGGCCCCCGCCGGCACCUAUGUCCAGCUGCACGUGGUGGCGGUCCCCGCCGACGCCGCCAAGCGAGUGCAGGAGCGCGUGGGCGCCUGGAGCGCGGGACUGGCCAGCCCCCUCACCCUCUUCGGCCUGCUCCAGCACGAGACCAAGCUGUCGGUGGGCCACUUUGCCUUGACCCUGGUGCCCGAGGCGCCCGCCCCGUUGGCAAACAAGGAGGAGCUGCUGCUGGUGACCGGGGUCAGGGCCUUCCGCGCCCGCCCCGUCUUCUCCAGCGACGAGCACGGCGCGGAUAAACACAAGAUGGAGCGCUUCCUGCACCCUGGCAGGCCGUCGGUGGCGACCGUGUACGCCCCCAUCUCCUACCCCCCGCUCCCCCUGCUGGCCUUCAGGCUGGAGGGAGGGGCCAGGCCCGUGCUGGCGGCCACGGGGUCGGCGCGCCGCCCCGACCCCGACCGCGUGGUGCUGAAAAAGAUCGUGCUGACCGGGUACCCCGUGCGCACGCACAAGUCCAAGGCGGUGGUGCGCCACAUGUUCCACGACGCAGACGACAUCCGCUGGUUCAGGCCGGUGGACCUGUGGACGCGCAGCGGGCGGCGCGGGCGGAUCAGGGAGCCGCUGGGAACCCACGGCGCCAUGAAGACCAUCUUCGACGGGCCCAUCACCCAGGCAGACGCCGUGUGCAUGUCCCUCUACAAGCGGGUGUUCCCCAAGUGGCCCCUGGACAUGGCCUUUGCCGCGUGCUGA
Molecule: messenger RNA, 2322 nt
Organism: Auxenochlorella protothecoides
Lineage: Eukaryota; Viridiplantae; Chlorophyta; Trebouxiophyceae; Chlorellales; Chlorellaceae
Product: Pre-rRNA-processing protein TSR1-like protein
Exons: 10
Coding region: 1-2322 (773 amino acids)
Biological process (GO): ribosome biogenesis; endonucleolytic cleavage of tricistronic rRNA transcript (SSU-rRNA, 5.8S rRNA, LSU-rRNA); maturation of SSU-rRNA from tricistronic rRNA transcript (SSU-rRNA, 5.8S rRNA, LSU-rRNA)
Cellular component (GO): nucleus; preribosome, small subunit precursor
Molecular function (GO): GTPase activity; U3 snoRNA binding; GTP binding
Source: RefSeq, a predicted model, not a curated record